Molecule: messenger RNA, 264 nt
Organism: Thermothielavioides terrestris NRRL 8126
Lineage: Eukaryota; Fungi; Ascomycota; Sordariomycetes; Sordariales; Chaetomiaceae
Exons: 1
Source: RefSeq, a predicted model, not a curated record
GUCUAUAUAUUUAUCAACGAUAUUAUUAUCUUUAGUGAUACUAUAGAUAAGUAUACUAAGUACCUAGAAACUAUCUUUAGCUUCUUUGAGAAAAAGAACAUCUCUAUUGCUUUAGCUAAAUCAUAUAUUAUAUACCCUAGCGUAGAGCUACUAAGUUUCUACGUCGAUAGAUUUGGACUUACUAAUAUAGAGCACUGUAUUACCGCCUUUAGGAACUUCGUCUUUCUAAAUAACCUAAAGGCCCUAGAGCAGUAUAUCAGUAUA